This is a messenger RNA of Setaria italica (foxtail millet), 1525 nucleotides long. RefSeq names its product metalloendoproteinase 2-MMP. The transcript has a single exon. Lineage: Eukaryota; Viridiplantae; Streptophyta; Magnoliopsida; Poales; Poaceae. Gene Ontology annotation, cellular component: extracellular matrix. The record is from RefSeq and is a predicted model, not a curated record. Gene Ontology annotation, molecular function: metalloendopeptidase activity; zinc ion binding. The coding region runs from base 188 to 1294 and encodes 368 amino acids. Gene Ontology annotation, biological process: extracellular matrix organization; proteolysis; collagen catabolic process.
CUUAUUCCCCAGCUUGACCAAACCAAACUCGCAAACAAGCAAGGACGGGUUCUGUCGUCCAAGCCGUCCCUUGCCGGCUGACCAAGUAGUCGUCGUUGGACCUGUCAGCCCUUCAAAUUAAAACGCCUACGAGUUGUGCCGCCUCAUCCAUUCUCACCUGUACCUUCAAUUCCUUUCUCCCCGGACGAUGACCAUGGCCAGCACCACCUCUCCUCUCCUCGUCCUGCUCUCCGCCAUGGCGGUGGCGGCGCUCGUCGCAGCACCAGUCUCGUCGGCGGACCUGCCAUCCACCUUCGCGGACAUCGCGUCCAAGAUCCCCAACCCGUGGUCGGCCUUCAGGAACCUCACCGGCUGCCACUUCGGCGAGGAGCAGCAGGGCGUCGCCAAGCUCAAGGACUACCUCGCCCACUUCGGCUACCUCCCGGAGUCUUCCGGGUUCACCGACAUCUUCGACGCCGACCUGGAGGAGGCCAUCAAGGUGUACCAGCGCAACUUCGGCCUCAACAUCACCGGCGUGAUGGACGCGACCACGGUGGCCCAGAUGAUGGCGCCGCGGUGCGGCGUCGCCGACGUCAUCAACGGCACCUCCACCAUGGGCGCCUCAUCCCACGCUCACGGCCGGAACCUCUACUCCUACUUCCCGGGUUCCCCGUCGUGGCCGCGCUCCAAGAAGAGACUCACGUACGCCAUUACCGACACCGCCGCGACGACCAUCGACCGGGCGACGCUGAGCCGGGUGUUCGCGCGGGCCUUCGCGCGGUGGUCGGCGGCGACGACGCUCAACUUCACGGAGACCGCGUCGGCGCGGGACGCCGACAUCACCAUCGGGUUCCACGCGGGGGACCACGGCGACGGCGAGGCGUUCGACGGGCCGCUCGGCACGCUGGCGCACGCCUUCUCGCCGACGGACGGGCGGUUCCACCUGGACGCCGCCGAGGCGUGGGUGGCCGCCGGCGACGUGUCGCGGGCGUCCUCGGACGUGGCCGUGGACCUCGAGUCCGUGGCCGUGCACGAGAUCGGGCACCUCCUCGGGCUCGGCCACUCGUCGGAGCCCGGCGCCAUCAUGUACCCGACCAUCACCUCGCGCACCAGGAAGGUGGACCUGGCAUCGGACGACGUCGUGGGAAUCCAGAGCCUGUACGGGGGCAACCCCAACUUCAAGGGCGUCCCGACGACGACGCCGGCCACGAGCAGCCGGGACAUGGACAGCGGCGCCGCCGGCGCGCGCUCCCGGCCGUGGGACGCGUUGGUUGCCGUCCUAGCGGCGGCCGCUGGGCUCGUGGUGGCGUUGUAGUGAGCGGCAGCUUCCCGGUCGUCGUUGACCAAUGUGCUCUGCUCUUUUACUUUUUACCUUCAGCUGAUUUGUAUGGUAGAGUAGUAAUUUGUUUAUCUGGGGGUAAUUCUUGUGUAGAUCGGUAGAUACAUUUGUAAUUUACCUGUUACAUAUAUAGACACAUGGAUUAGAGAAUCCAAUUAUAAUUUCUAUCGAGAUACGGAGUAAUAUAGAAAAUGGAGUGAGAUGGCA